GGCUACCCGGAGCUUGGUAUCGAGCUAGUGAAAACUCUUUCAAAAGUUGUUGUUUUCGUAGAUUAUGAUUAAAUCAUACUGAGUAAACCAGACAGUAUACAGAUUGUGCUAUUAGUGUCGUGUGAACUUUCUAGAGUGGUUAACUUGCAAUGUAGCGUGUAUCAUGUGCUUGGGGUUCAAAUUGAAACGAUGCGAUUGUUGGUGCACCUCUUGGCGGUUUUCCUUGUAACCGUUCAACAAGGCGGUUCUGCUCAUCCUUGGUUAUUAUUCGCCAAUCGCAAAGAUAUCCGUUUAGUAGACGCCACAAAUGCAAAGAAUCGCAACAACAAUGUCACAAUCAUCAUUAAAGAUCUUGAGGAUGCUGCUGCCCUUGACUAUCAUUAUGAGAAGGGGAUGGUCUGCUGGACAGACAUCAGCCUGGAGAUGAUACGAUGUGCCUAUCAUCAGGGAGCCAAUUUACUGAAUAAAACAAAUGUUAUUACAACAGGCUUGGUGUCCCCUGAUGGCCUUGCCAUUGAUUGGCUGGGAAACAAGUUAUACUGGACGGACAGUGAAACUAAUCGUCUUGAAGUCUCAACUUUGAAUGGAGAAAACAGAAAGGUUCUUUUUUGGGAGGACUUGGAUCAACCAAGAGCCAUCUGCCUUUUUCCAAAGAAAGGUUUGCUGUUCUGGACAGAUUGGGGGGAGAACCCAAAAAUUGAAUCUGCUGGCAUGAAUGGUGAUCUUUCAACAAGACAUGUUAUUAUCAAGGAGGAAAUUUUUUGGCCAAAUGGACUCACAAUUGACUACGAAGAAGAGGCUAUAUUUUGGGCCGAUGCCAAAUUGAAUAUUAUCUGUUCGGCUAGCCUGUCGGGCGAAAACAGGCGGAAAGUGAGCCAAGGAGAUUUACAACAUCCCUUUGCCCUAACCAUGUUCAAGAACAUGUUGUACUGGACCGACUGGCAGACUAAAUCUAUCCAUUCUUGCAAUAAGAAAACAGGAACUGGUAGAAAAGCCGUUCUCGGCUCUUCACUUACCCCUAUGGACAUUCAUGUAUAUGAUCAAGAAAGACAGCCCUUCAGCGCCUUACCAUGUCAAAAUCAAAACGCUAAAUGUUCUCAUCUUUGUUUGUCCGCUCCUUAUCCGCCGUGGUUCACUUGUGCCUGCCCUACGGGAUCAAAACUGGUUGACAAUUUUACGUGCGCGGAUGGCGCCCAACAAUUGUUGCUGCUAGCAAGGCGAACUGAUCUCAGACGCAUCUCACUCGAUACUCCUGACUAUACAGACGUUGUUCUCCCUUUGGACGGUGUCAAGCACGCUAUUGCAGUCGACUAUGAUCCCGUUGAUGGAUUCGUCUAUUGGUCAGAUGACGAAGUAAGAGGCAUCCGCCGUGCUAAAUUGGAUGGCAGUCAACAGGAGGAUGUUGUUAUUGCUGAGGUUGACCAUCCGGAUGGAAUUGCUGUGGACUGGAUCGGUCGUAAUCUUUAUUGGACAGACACUGGUACCGACAGAAUUGAAGUAGCUCGACUUAAUGGCACUUGGCGCAAGGUGCUCAUAUCAGAAAAUUUGGAUGAACCCCGCGCUCUGGCGUUAGAUCCUGAAGUUGGCUGGAUGUUCUGGACCGAUUGGGGUAAAGAACCUAAAAUUGAGCGGGCUUCUAUGGAUGGCUCGGAUCGCCUGGUCCUUGUAAAUACUUCUUUGGGCUGGCCCAACGGUAUCGCUCUCGACUAUGUCCAGCGUCGCCUCUAUUGGUGCGAUGCUAAAACGGACAAAAUUGAAGUGGCUGACAUGGACGGCUCUAAACGCAAAGAAAUACUCAGCGAAAAUGUACCGCACAUUUUCGGUUUCUCGUUGCUCGGUGAUUUUCUCUACUGGACUGAUUGGCAGCAUCGUAGUAUUGAGAGGGUACAUAAAUGGACGGGUGAGGACCGCAAAAUCAUCGUGGAUCAACUGCCAGAUUUAAUGGGACUCAAAGCAAUAAACAUCACAGAGAUUCGUGGGACCAACCCUUGUGCUAUCGGAAACGGUGGUUGUUCCCACUUGUGCCUCAACCGACCUGGUAAAUUUGUUUGUGCUUGUCCCAUCGGUUACGAACUGACAGCGGACGAAAUCAACUGUGUGAUUCCGGAAGCUUUCUUGCUCUUUACCCGGAAAGACGACAUACGCCGCAUCAGUUUAGAAGCGAACCACAAAAAUGUCAUCAUCCCCAUUGCUGGUGUCAAAGAAGCUAGUGCCUUAGAUUUUGACGUCAACGACAAUCGCAUUUACUGGACAGAUAUAGGAGUAAAGUCCAUAUCACGAGCUUUUAUGAAUGGAUCAAAUCUGGAAGUGGUGGUUGAAUUUGGUUUGGAGUAUCCAGAAGGUAUGGCUGUCGACUGGGUUGCCCACAAUAUCUAUUGGGCCGAUAUGGGUAGUCACCGUGUCGAGGUGGCUCGAUUAGAUGGAUCGUCGCGUCGCGUUUUGAUCUGGAAAGACUUGAAAAAUCCGCGAAGUAUCGCCCUAGACCCUGGGGAAGGCUACAUGUACCUCGGCGUUUGGGGUUCUGUGCCACACAUUGAGCGCGCUGGUCUUGAUGGCAGUCAACGUAUUACGUUGGUCAACGGAGUUGGCCGGGUUAAUGGGCUGGUGGUUGAUUUUGCCACUAGACGUCUUUAUUGGGCCGAUGUCGACGGCAAGCAUAUCGAGAGUUGUGAUUUGGACGGUAAACAUCGACAAGUGGUGGUUUCUGGCAAUAUGCCCCAACCGCAUGGUCUGACGCUAUAUGAAGAAUUUAUUUAUUGGGCUGAUUGGACCACACGUUCGAUCGAAAGGGCCCACAAACAAUCUGGUGAAAAUCGAACACGUAUCCAAACUCAGGUAGAUUUCGUGAUGGAUAUUCUAGUUUUUCAUUCUUCGCGACAAUCCGGCUGGAAUCCAUGCGCCGUCAAUAACGGCGGAUGUUCACACCUGUGCCUUGCUCUACCAGCUGGAUCUAGUGGCAGCUCGUCGCCUCGCACCCAAACAACGGCGUCAUCUACAACAGUUGCAUCUUCCUCCUCAUCAGCUUUGUCGGCCGUAACCACUAUGGCUAAUCUUCCAGCAGCUACAGUAGUCGUUCGUCAGUCGCACACUCACCGAUGCACCUGUCCCACGCAUUACGAGCUCGUGGCAGACAAUAAAACAUGCGUCGCCCCCAAAUCUUUUCUUCUCUUCAGCCAAAAAAAUUACAUUAACCGACUUCUACCCAGCUCUCCAGAUAGCCCUGAUAUGAUUCUUCCUAUCCGAGGCUUAAAACAAGUUCGUGGCAUAGAGUUUGACCCGGUAGCGCAGCAUUUGUAUUGGAUUGAUGGACGAUCGCAAACGAUUCGUCGAGCUCUUGACAAUGGAACACAAGCGUCGCUUGUUGUGCCAAACCCGACACAGUCACUGCACCCAUACGAUUUGGCAAUUGAACCUUUUUCUCGAGUUCUCUUUUGGAGCUGUUCAAGAUUCAAUGCUAUCAACGCUACCAGAAUUGACAAUCAACUCUCUGUUGGUAUGCUGGUUGGCGGUCCGUCCACCAGUGACAAACCAAGAAACAUCGCCGUUCACUCAAUGAAAGGAUGGUUAUUCUUCACCAACUUAGUAUCGCCUGCACGAAUCGAACGAUGUCGUCUAGACGGUAGCGAUCGUGUAAAGAUUAUUGAAACAGAUAUUGAACAACCUUCAGCGUUGACUAUCGACACCGAUGAAGAAAUGAUCUUUUGGGCUGACACUAGCUUGAAAGUCAUUGAAGUUGCAGCUCUCGAUGGAACCAAUCGCAGAAAACUCAUCUCUUCACAAUUGGUGCAGCCCAUCGCUCUGACAGUUCACGGACGUCACCUCUAUUGGCUAGAGAAAGAUUCACAAGUGAUCGAGCGAGCAUUGAAAAGCAAUGGCGAAGACAGACAAAGGGUGCAGGAGCGAAUACCGUAUUUGUCGGAUUUGCUUUCAACGUCUACACUCGACCCUAGCUCUCUGGCAUCUAAUCCAUGCUACCCCCCCAACUCCGGCUGUGGCCAUCUUUGUGUACUGAUGGAUUCGGGCGAACGUGGCAGAUGUGCUUGUCCCUUGAACAUGGUAUUGGAAGACGGUAAAACAUGCGUUGAACCACCGGCGUGUUCUCCGGAACAUUUUACAUGUCGUUCGGGAAUCUACGAGACUGGGCCAUCAGGAAGCGGGGCGACUCGUUGUAUACCCUUGUCAUGGCGCUGUGACGGCCAAACGGAAUGUUCAGAUGCUUCGGAUGAAGAAGAUUGUCCAGAAUGUCGACCGGAUCAGUUCCGUUGUCAAUCAGGUCAGUGCAUCGCCAAGAAACACGAGUGUGAUGGCGUUCCCCACUGUAUGGAUCGAUCAGACGAACAAAGAUGUUGUCCUCUUGGACAAUUUUACUGUUCAGAACUAUGCCUUCCUGACAUUCUACUCUGUGACGGUGUCCCUCAUUGUCCUGAUGAAUCCGACGAAUCAGUCCUUUCUUGCGCAAACCGUGUGACUAAUCCAUUGGCGGGGGAUUCCUCUAAAAGGACGACGUACAUCAUCGGUAUCGUAGUUGGGCUUGGUUCCGUUGCCCUUCUUUGUUUUCUCCUUUUCUGCUGGCGAAGACGACAUCACAGCCACGCCGACCCGGACGAAGGAGCACACGACCCUCUUAAUCCGGCUGCACCUCGGCACACCAUCGUACCUGGUCAUGCUCAGCUACACACUGACUAUCAACUUCAGUACGUUAGCAAUAUCGUUGGUGAGCGGACGGCAGGUGUUGGAGCUCCUUCUCAUCUAGGCAACAGUGCGGUCGACCUUCUGAGUGGCCGUGGAGUGAAGAAUGGAGGCGCCGUCAUUGUGGACGGUGGUGGCGUGGCAGUUGGUUCCAAUUCCAGCUGCCAAUUAUAUGACCGCAGUCAUGUUACAGGGGCAUCAAGUUCGAGUUCGAGUGGUCCAGGCUAUCCUCAGGAGACCCUAAACCCACCGCCAAGCCCGGCAACCGAUACAAGAUCACACUGCACUGAGCCUUACUGCUGUACAGCUGUAAGUGGACAAUCUCACAAGUCGCACACGAUGAGUCAUGGACGUCAGUCUGCACGUGGCCACCAGCAUCACCCAGGACACCAAUCUAGGUUAAGUGGCACACCGAGCCAAGUGUAUUCUACCUUACGAUCGUACAAGCAUUACAAAAUGCGUAACCAGCCUCCGCCUCCUACUCCCUGCAGCACUGACAAUUUUGAAGAAUCUGAUUCACAAGUGGCUUACCACAGUUCGCCUUCGCCAUCUUCCAUACCCAAGAUGGGUCCAGGAUUCAAAAGUGCAAGUAGAAGGCAGCAAUCGUCACAUCGACACCAACGGUUGGGUGCCGACUAUGAUAGCGAUCCUUAUCCUCCGCCGCCUACACCCGCAAGAUCGCAUUACGUUAGCGAUGCCUCUUGCCCACCGUCGCCGUCGACAGAACGGUCGUACUUCAAUCCUUUACCCCCUCCCCCCUCUCCUUCGCCUCAGUAGAUUCGAUCUAAGUAUUUUAUGCCUAAUGUAAUUUUUAUUCCUUUUCGAAAAAAGAUUGUGGAUUCAGAACACUAGGCUUAUGUGAAGGAAACUGUACAGCCAUUUUAAUCUCCUUGUAAAUAACGUCUAACAAAAGACAAUCAUGUGCGCUUGACUUUCCCUUCUCGAUUGUCUCCCGUUUCCUGGGUAGUUUGUGGCCAUUCAUGUUCUCUAUGAAUAUAUCUGUUACUACCAUGUUUCCUUCUUGAUAGAGUGCAAAAUGAUGAAGAUAAUUUGUUAUCGACGACGUCUCAUUUCGUUAUCUGGUUUUUAUCUCCAGGCAUCUGAAUUUUUUCCAGGUCUUUGAAAAUACGGCAAAAUAAAUUGCCCGUUGUGCCAACCACUUUUUUGUGUUGCCUUAAAAAUACACUGUGGUGUCUCUUUAAA
Messenger RNA from Daphnia magna, 5892 nucleotides. RefSeq names its product low-density lipoprotein receptor-related protein 6 (gene arr). Gene Ontology annotation, molecular function: protein binding; calcium ion binding. The record is from RefSeq and is a predicted model, not a curated record. The coding region runs from base 190 to 5466 and encodes 1758 amino acids. NCBI's taxonomy places the organism in Eukaryota, Metazoa, Arthropoda, Branchiopoda, Diplostraca, Daphniidae. The transcript is spliced from 5 exons.